AUGGCGGCUCCGGCCCUCCCCCCCACCCUCCUCAUCCUCCUCUUCGGCCUCCUGGUGCUGCUCGGAACCCCCGCCCGCGCCCAGAUGGUGACCCUGGUGACCCCGGCCGUGCUGCGGCUCGAGGCGGACGAGCUGGUGGUGCUGGAGGCUCCCGGGCUGGCGGCAGCGGCUGAGGCCUCUCUGAUGGUUCAGGAUUUCCCCCAGAAGCGCCAGGUCCUGUUCCAGACCCGCCUGGCCCUGAGCCCAGCCCAGGGCAUGAUGGCCACGGCCACCAUCAAGGUUCCGGCCAAGCUGCUGCCACCGGCACGGGGGAAGCAGUUUGUGGCGGUGACAGCGCGGGUGGCCACAGUGACAGUGGAGAAGGUGCUGCUGGUGUCUCCUCAGAGCGGCCACAUCUUCGUGCAGACCGACAAACCCAUCUACACCCCCGGGGCCACCGUGCUCUGCCGCCUCUUCACCGUGGGCCACCUCAUGCAGCCGGUGGCCAAGUCUGUCAUCGUGGAGGUCAAGACGCCCGACAACGUCAUCAUCAAACAAGUGCCGGUGUCGUCCCCGACCAAGAACGGGAUCCUGUCCCUCAACCACAACCUGCCAGAGGUGGUCAGCCUGGGCAUGUGGACGAUUUCGGCCAAAUUUGAGGAUUCUCCGGAUCAGGUGUUCAGCACCCAGUUUGAGGUCAAGGAGUACGUGCUGCCCAGCUUCGAGGUGGCCCUGGAGCCCGAGGAGAAGUUCCUGUACAUUGACCGCCAGGAGGAUUUCCGCGUAUCCAUCCUGGCCAGGUACCUGUACGGGAAGCACCUGGACGGGACAGCCUUCGUGCUCUUCGGGGUCACGGUGGAUGACGAGAAGAGGAGCAUCCCUCAGUCCCUGCGGCGUGUGGUGGUCCAGAACGGUGACGCCGAGGCCGUGCUGUCCAUGGCGCACCUGCGCGAGCGCUUCCCCAACCCCCAGGAGCUUGUGGGACACUCCCUCUAUGUCACUGUCACCGUCAUCACCGAGUCAGGCAGUGACAUGGUGGAGGCCCAGCGCAGUGGCAUCCGCAUCGUCACCUCCCCCUACAGCAUCCACUUCACCCGCACCCCCAAGUACUUCAAGCCAGGGAUGCCCUUUGACUUCACGGUUUAUGUCACCAAUCCCGACCAGUCCCCGGCGCCACGCGUCACCGUCCAGGCCGACGGCUUCCAGGGCCAGGUGUCCACCCAGCGCGACGGCACGGCCAGGCUGGUCCUCAACAUGCCAGCCAACAAGGACAGCGUCCCCAUCACCGUGCGCACGGCCCAGCCCGGCCUGCCCGCGGUGCGCCAGGCCUCGCGGCAGAUGACCGCCGAGGCCUACCACAGCCAGGCCGGCUCCGGCAACUUCCUGCACCUGGCAGUGGCUGCGGCCGAGCUGCAGCCCGGCGACAACCUGGCCAUCAACUUCCACCUCAAGACCAGCAACAACGACGUCCGCAACUCCGUCCCCUUCUUCACUUACCUGGUCAUGAGCAAGGGCCGCAUCCUGCGUGCUGGCCGGCAGCAGCACGAGGCUGGCCAGAGCCUGGUGACGAUGACACUGCUGGUGACGCCCGAGCUCAUCCCAUCCUUCCGCGUCGUCGCCUACUACUUCGUGAUGCCUGGCGAGAUUGUGGCUGACUCCGUCUGGGUGGACGUCAAGGACACCUGCAUGGGCACCCUGGUGGUGAAGGGGGCGACAGAAGGUGACAACCGCGUCCAGGAGCCAGGGACGCCGAUGAGGCUGCGCAUCGAGGGCGACCACGGGGCCCACGUGGGGCUGGUUGCUGUGGACAAGGGGGUCUUCGUGCUCAGCAAGAAGAACAGGCUCACCCAGAGCAGGGUGUGGGACACGGUGGAGAGAGGUGACAUCGGCUGCACCCCGGGCAGCGGCAGGGACAACGUUGGGGUCUUCGCGGACGCUGGCCUGAGCCUGGCCACCAACGUCCAGGUCACCACCCCCCAGCGCUCAGAGGUCCUUUGUCCCCAGCCUGCCAAACGCAAGCGCCGCUCGCUGGCACUCGCCGAGUACAAGGGCACCAAGGCGGCCGAGUACUCCGACAAGCAGGAGCGGAAGUGCUGCGAGGACGGGAUGAAGGACAACCCGAUGGGGCACGGCUGCGAGCGCAGGGCAGAGUACAUCCAGGAGGGCGAGGUCUGCGUCCAAGCCUUCCUCGACUGCUGCCGAUACAUCAAGGCCAAGCGCGACCAGCAGAACCUGGUGCCCAGCACCGGCCUGGCCAGAAGCCAGGAGGAGGACGACCUCUUCUUGCCGGACUCGGACAUCGUCUCGCGGAGCCUCUUCCCUGAGAGCUGGAUGUGGCAGGUGGAGCAGCUGACAGAGGUGCCCAACGAGCUUGGGGUCUCGGCCAAGACGCUGCCAGUGUACCUGAAGGACUCCAUCACCACCUGGGAGGUCCUAGCUGUCAGCCUCUCCCCCUCCAAAGGAAUGUGCGUGGCCGACCCCUACGAGAUCACGGUGAUGAAGGACUUCUUCAUCGACCUGCGCCUGCCCUACUCAGUGGUGAGGAACGAGCAGGUGGAGAUCCGCGCCAUCCUCUACAACUACCGGCUGCACGACAUCACGGUGCGGGUGGAGCUGGUGCACAACCCUGACCUGUGCAGCCCCUCCACGGCCAAGCAGCGGUACCGGCAGGUGCUGAACAUGAAGGCCGAGUCCUCGCGCGCCGUCUCCUUCGUCAUCGUCCCCCUCAAGCUCGGCCUGCUGGACAUUGAGGUCAAGGCGGCCGUGCGCAACAAGUACGUGAGUGACGGCAUCAAGAAGAAGCUCCGCGUGGUGCCCGAGGGGAUGCGGCUGGAGAAGACGGUGAAGAUUGUGGAGCUGGACCCGCAGAACAAGGGAGUCAACGGGGUGCAGGAGGAGCGGGUGAAGGCCGCGGACCUCUCGGACAUCGUCCCCGACACAGAGUCGGAGACCAGAGUCAGCAUCCAGGGCAACCCGGUGUCCAUCCUGGUGGAGAAGUCCAUCGACGGCGCCAAGCUGAAGCACCUGAUAGUGACGCCAUCAGGCUGCGGCGAGCAGAACAUGAUCAGCCUGACGCCCACUGUCAUUGCUGUCCACUACUUGGACAACACCCAGCAGUGGGAGAACUUGGGCGUCGACCGCCGCGCUGAGGCCAUCGAGCUGAUCCGGAAAGGUUACACCCAACAAUUGGCCUACCGCAAGCCCGACAGCUCCUAUGCUGCCUUCCUAGACCGCUCCUCCAGUACCUGGCUGACCGCCUACGUGGUCAAGGUGUUCGCCAUGGCCGGGAAGCUGACGGACAUCGAGCACAGAGAGAUCUGCGGCCCCAUCAAGUGGCUCAUCCUCAACAAGCAGAAGCCGGACGGGAUCUUCCAGGAGGACGCGCCUGUCAUCGUGAAGGAGAUGAUGGGUGGCUACCAAGGCACCGAGCCUGAGGUGUCCCUCACCGCCUUCGUCCUUGUCGCCCUGGAGGAGGCGCGUGACACCUGCCAGGAGCACGUCAACAGCUUGGACGAGAGCAUCACCAAGGCCGCUGGGUUCCUGGCGCGGCGCUACGAGCAGCUGCGGCGGCCCUACACGGUGGCGCUGGCAUCCUACGCGCUGGCCCUGGCCGGGAAGCUCCAGAGCGAGAAGGUCCUCAUGAAGCACUCCAAAGGUGGGGCCAGUUGGGAGGAGGACAACGCCCACACCUACAACAUCGAGGGCACGUCCUAUGCGCUGCUGGCCCUGGUGAAGAUGAAGAGGUCGGAGGUGGCCGAGCCAGUGGUCCGGUGGCUGGCCCAGCAGAACCGCUACGGGGGUGGCUUCGGCUCCACCCAGGCCACCAUCCUGGCAUUCCAAGCGCUGGCGCAGUACCAGGUGGAGGUGGAGGCGCGGGCGCAGCCACAGCUGGAGCUGGACGUGUCGGUGCUGCUGCCGCGCCGCGCCAGCCCCAUCAAGUACCGUAUCGAGAACCGCAAUGCGCUGGUAGCGCGUUCCACAGAGACCAAGCUGAACGAGGACUUCACAGUGAAGGCAGAGGGCGUGGGCAGGGGGACAAUGACAGUGGUGACCGUGUACCAUGCCAAGGUCCCCGAGAAAGACAACAAAUGUGACAACUUCGAGCUGAGCGUGGACGUGGAGGAGGUGAACAUGGGCAAGGAAGAGGAGGACGUCAUCAGGUCUAUCAAGAUCACCAUCUGCACCAGGUACCUGGACGCCGUGGAUGCCACCAUGUCCAUCCUGGAUGUGUCCAUGCUCACGGGGUUCUCGCCAGACGUGCAGGACCUGCGCAGGCUGUCCGAGGGCGUGGACAGGUACAUCUCCAAGUUCGAACUGGACCAGGACCAAGAGCGGAGCAACGUUGUCAUUUACCUGGACAAGGUGUCACACAAGGCCCAGGAAUGUUUCGCCUUCAAGGCCCACCAGCGGUUCCAGGUGGGGCUGAUCCAGCCCGCGGCCAUCAGCGUCUACAGCUACUACGGGAUCGACGAUCGCUGCACCCGGUUCUACCACCCGGACAAGGAGGGAGGGAAACUGAGCAAGAUCUGCCAGGGGGAAGUUUGUCGCUGCGCUGAAGAGAGCUGCUUCCAGCGGCAGGAGCAGCCCGAGGCUGUCACCGUCAACCAACGCAUCGAGCGCGCCUGCGAGCCCGGGGUGGACUUCGUGUACAAAGUGAGGCUGGUGGCCCGCGAGGAGACCCUGUCCCACGACAAUUACGUAAUGAAUGUCCUGUCGGUCAUCAAGAUGGGCACGGACGAGGACCCCGCCGGCAGCAACCGAACCUUCGUGAGCCACCAGCAGUGCCGGGACGUGCUGCGACUGCGCCAGGGACACGAGUACCUGGUGUGGGGACAGGCCAGCGACCUGUGGGUCACCGGCAGGCAGUUCUCGUACCUGGUGGGGAAGGACACCUGGCUGGAGGAGUGGCCCUCGGAGGGCUCCUGCCAGGACGCGUCACUGCAGCGGCGCUGCCAGGACUUCGCCGAGUUCGCCGAGGCCAUGAUGCUCUUCGGCUGUCCCAGCUGAGCCACCAGGGCCACCAGGUGUCACCGAACCCUGGGUGUCACCCACCCUCGGUGUCACCCACCCCUGGGUGUCACCCACCCCUGGGUGUCAC
Prinia subflava (tawny-flanked prinia) is the source of this 5077-nucleotide messenger RNA. It is a transcript of the gene C3, whose product is annotated as complement C3. NCBI's taxonomy places the organism in Eukaryota, Metazoa, Chordata, Aves, Passeriformes, Cisticolidae. Bases 1 to 4986 code for a protein of 1661 amino acids. Gene Ontology annotation, cellular component: extracellular region. Gene Ontology annotation, biological process: complement activation; inflammatory response. Gene Ontology annotation, molecular function: endopeptidase inhibitor activity; protein binding. The record is from RefSeq and is a predicted model, not a curated record. The transcript is spliced from 41 exons.